CAUUUGCGACUUCUGGGAUCACUUCCAAACUGCGAGUUUUCCCCGGAAACUAUAUCAAUACAACCGCGAGACUGCGUCCUUCUGGGGCUUCUACCGGUGGUAGUAAUAUAAAAGGAUACAUGGGUGCGGCUGCUGGGAUACAUCGAGCUGAGCGUCGUACUGUUACUCCUCUUUUGUGGAUGCAAAAUGUAAGGAUGGUUAAAUCCAGUGGUGAAGGUCAUACUGAUAAAGGUGUCCCGGCCAAUAUGCACGAAGAAAUGGUUGAAAUAUCACGAAAAUUCCCUAAUGUGAAGGUUACUAAGUUAAAUGCAGGAAAUUAUACUAUAAGCCUAAAAGGUCCAUGGUCUGAUAGUGGUGUUGCAUUUAUUCGUAUAAAUAUAUCAUUUCCUCCACAAUAUCCCGACAAAGCCGCACCAACUUUUGUUAUUCAUAAAACUGGCAUGAUAUCUAUAAUGAAUCGAACGCAUAUGUCACAAAUUCUAAACCGCAUUGCUAUUAACCACGUAUCUGAGAAAAGGCCGUGUAUGGAAACUUGCAUACGUUACUUGCUUGGUGAACAAGUUCAAGACAACGAUGGACGAGAUCGAUAUGGAAGAGAAGAUUCUGAUGAAGAAAAUCUUAUAAAUUUUAACAGGAGAACAUCAUAUGAUAAAAAUCUGACGCUGUUACUUGGGGAUAAGGAUGAUCAUAACAUUCCUUUUCCAGUAAUAUGCGGCGCACGGUUUUCAAUAAAUGGACAAUUGGUAUGUUUCUUCUCGAACCUCCGAUCCCCGGAUGUUAGUCAUUCAAUUACACAGGUCGAUUCAAACAAUUCAACAGGAUCUAGUUGCAAAAUACAGACUAGUAGUUAUACCUACACACAUCCUCGAUCUUAUGAUUCAUGGGAACAGUAUAAAAUGAUUUCACGGCUCCCGAUGCCUGUAACGCAUAAUGUAGCUGAUGAUGGCGUUUCGACUUAUGAAGGUGAAGAAGACUUAUAUAACUUGCAUUCAUUUUACUAUAAGUCAAAGAGUGAAUUACAUGACGCUUUAGAUUCCUCUGAUCGCGUUGCAUUGUUCCAAUCAACUAAAUUGGACAGAAAAGGCCAUGAAAUCCUUAUGUUUGAUUUGUCAGAAUUGAUGCCUGUUAGUCAGAAAUUGGCAAAAAAUUACAUUCUCAAUGGAAAUGAUCCUGCUGAAAUUUGUAAAAAGAAUGCACAA
This is a messenger RNA of Racocetra persica, 1199 nucleotides long. The record is from the annotation of a GenBank genome assembly. Lineage: Eukaryota; Fungi; Glomeromycota; Glomeromycetes; Diversisporales; Gigasporaceae.